GAUACGCCACAUUGUAAAGACAAACUCAAUUCCCCGAAUUCAACAAUGAGGUUGUCGCAUUUUCUCGUUGUAAUUGCGCUUGUUGCCGAUACAUCACUUGCUCAAGUGUUUGGAAAAGGCAAAUGUCCCACAGUGACGGUACAAAAAUCGUUUGAUCUCCAAAAGUAUCUCGGUGACUGGUAUGAAAUAUUCAGGUUUUACGCUGGGUUUGAGGACAAUACGAAAUGCACUGUGGCCAACUAUCAGCUGAAAGAUAACGGGCACAUCCGAGUCGAUAACAAAGGCAUUUCUUUAAAAGACGAAAGUAAGGUCAUUGAAGCGGUAGGUGACGGCUACAGUCCUGAUGAGGCAGAACCCGCAAAACUUCAAGUCAAAUUUGCAGAAGGUAUUCCGUACGGGGAUUACUGGAUAUUGGACACUGACUACACCAACUAUACACUAAUCUACUCGUGUAAGGACGUUCUUGGUCUGACACACGUGGAAUUCUGUUGGAUUCUGUCAAGAGAACGAACGCUAGCUUCGGAAACCAAGGACAGACUUUACCAAAAACUCUCCGAUUUUGGGGUUAAAACUGAAAACUUUUUGACAACAGACCAAAAGGACUGUAAAUAAAGCAUUUUAUGGAAGCUUGCACUUAAUUACUGAAGAAAGGAAUAAAAAAUUGAGAAUU
This is a messenger RNA of Mizuhopecten yessoensis (Yesso scallop), 670 nucleotides long. Its product is annotated as apolipoprotein D-like. The record is from RefSeq and is a predicted model, not a curated record. The transcript has 4 exons. Bases 46 to 612 code for a protein of 188 amino acids. Gene Ontology annotation, molecular function: lipid binding. Gene Ontology annotation, biological process: tissue regeneration; brain development; lipid transport. Lineage: Eukaryota; Metazoa; Mollusca; Bivalvia; Pectinida; Pectinidae.